Molecule: messenger RNA, 4524 nt
Organism: Dufourea novaeangliae
Lineage: Eukaryota; Metazoa; Arthropoda; Insecta; Hymenoptera; Halictidae
Gene: flfl
Product: serine/threonine-protein phosphatase 4 regulatory subunit 3
Exons: 5
Coding region: 1049-3487 (812 amino acids)
Biological process (GO): protein dephosphorylation; DNA damage response
Cellular component (GO): nucleoplasm; protein phosphatase 4 complex
Molecular function (GO): protein phosphatase activator activity
Source: RefSeq, a predicted model, not a curated record
GUGUAGUGUUGUGGCUGUUCAGUGUCUAUGUCAAUUUUAGAGUGAUUUCGCUUAACAAGAACGAAGUAACUGCCAUGGUCGUCGAUCACGGUGCCGCGACGGAUCGAGCAAAAUAGUCCUGCGUUCACGAACGUUCGUAUCACAAGAGGAUCGACGUUAAUACGGUUUUUUGGUUUGUCGCGGGAACCGUACACAGCGGUGAGAGCACGCAGAGAGUGUCGUCUUCCCAGCAAGAAAAUUCUCUCCCGGCUCGCUGCGAGGACGGGUUUGCUCGCGGGACCGAUUCCUCACGCGAUCGUGAUUCAUUAGGUUUGCGUGGCCGCGACACGUGAAAGCGGAAACGUGCACGACGUGCAGUUUUCCCGCGCGUCUCGUGAGGUUUUCUUGGCGCAAGAAUCAAGGCUUAUGCAACGAAGAGCGCAUAAACAUCUAUUACGGUAAACAAUCUCGUCCCGUCAACCGAGCUCCAAGGCAUGCGAGUUACGCGACCGCUCGUCAGUGUUCGUACUAUUAGGAUUGAUAGUGACAAAACUCUCGAUAUCGUGGGAGCUCAUUAAAAGGAAGGUAUUUCACGAUUAACAGAGAGAGAGAGAGAGAGAGAGAGAGACAGACAGACAGACAGACAGACAGAGAACAAUAAGUUGAAGGCACAUACACUGAUGAAGUCUGUCAGUAACUGUUGUUAGAAGCAAACACAGAUUUCCUUAUGGCGUUUUUCUUGAUACAGACUGCUGGUAUUGUAGAUUUGUUUGAACUGUUGCGCAAGAGCAAUCGAAUGCAAGAGGUAAAAUCUUAAGAAGAUCGUAUAUAUGCUCAACACUUGUCUGUGUCCCGUACAAUAGAUAUUGUAAUAAGAAGCCUUAAUGGGUUACAAGAGAGCAAUUGACAGAUCGAUAUAUGCGGAUUGUUGUGCGUUCAAGCAUUCACUGGAAAGUUGAGAUACUACCUGUAAGAUUAGUUUAGAAAGCCAAAGAGUAGGUGAGAGGUAAAAGGGAUGCGAGGUUGUUGGUGAUAUUAUAGGACUGUGUGCAUAAGUUAGUUUUACAAUAUGACAGAUACACGCAGAAGAGUAAAGCUGUACGCUCUAAAUGCAGACAGACAAUGGGAUGAUCGUGGCACAGGUCAUGUAUCCUCUUCUUAUGUAGAUAGAUUGAAAGGAAUUUCACUUUUGGUCAGAGCUGAGAGUGAUGGUUCUGUUUUAUUGGAAAGUAGAAUACAGCCUGACACUGCAUAUCAGAAACAACAGGAUACACUAAUUGUUUGGUCAGAAGGAGACAAUUUUGAUUUAGCCUUAAGUUUCCAAGAGAAGGCUGGCUGUGAUGAGAUUUGGGAGAAGAUCUGUCAAGUUCAGGGAAAAGAUCCAUCUGUUGAAAUCACCCAAGAUAUUGUUGAAGAAUCAGAAGAUGAGCGGUUCGAUGAUAUGUCAGAUACUGCACCUCCUAUAGAACUGCCCCCUUGUGAACUGAGUCGGUUGGAAGACAUUAAUGAAUUAAUAGGAAAUUGUUUAUCCUCUCAGAUGAGAAAAGAUAAGUUGGCAUUAGCUUUAGAAUCAGAGGGUUAUAUCAAGAAGCUGUUGAACUUGUUUCAUACAUGCGAAGAUUUGGAGAACAUUGAAGGAUUGCAUCAUCUCUACGACAUAUUUAAGAAUAUUUUCUUACUGAAUAAGAACACUUUAUUCGAAGUUAUGUUUAGCGAUGAUACGAUUUUUGAUGUUGUUGGAUGCCUGGAGUACGAGCCGACAUUACCUCAGCCAAAGAGGCAUAGAGAAUACCUGCGACAAUUAGCUAGAUUUAAACAGGCGAUUCCUAUCACAAACGCUGAACUACUAGCUAAAAUUCAUCAGACGUAUCGAGUUCAAUACAUUCAGGAUGUAGUACUACCAACUCCGAGCGUAUUCGAGGAUAACAUGUUGAACACAUUGAGUAGCUUUAUAUUUUUUAAUAAGGUUGAAAUAGUGACCCUAAUACAGGACGACGAGAAAUUCCUUACUGAACUGUUCCGCCAGUUAACGGACGAAGCAACAUCGGAUAGUAAAAGACGCGAUCUAGUUCUUUUCUUAAAAGAAUUUUGUAACUUUUCUCAGAAUCUUCAGCCGCAAGGAAAGGAGGCCUUUUAUAAAACUUUAACAAACCUUGGCAUUUUACCCGCGCUAGAAAUCACUCUGGCGAUGAACGAUGCCCAAACGAAAACAGCCAGUAUAGAUAUAUUGACAUAUAUAGUGGAGUAUUCUCCGAGCGUUGUUCGAGAUUAUACAUUGCAACAAAUAAAUAAUACAGAACAGGACCAAAUGUUAAUAAACGUAAUAGUUGCUCAACUCGUCGGAGACAGCGAUCCAGAGUUGGGCGGAGCAGUACAAUUAGCUGGUGUAUUGCGCCUGCUCCUCGAUCCAGAGAACAUGUUGGCUUCCGUAAACAAAUCAGAAAAGACUGAUUUCUUGAACUACUUUUACAAAAAUAGUAUUGGAACAUUGAUAGCGCCGCUGUUAGCGAACACGAUUGGAGACCGACCAGCCAGGGAAGAUUACAGAACCGUACAGCUUUUAGGAUUGAUUUUAGAGUUACUGUCAUUCUGCGUAGAGCAUCAUACAUACCACAUCAAGAAUUGCAUAUUGAAUAAGGAUCUGCUCAAACGGAUACUGGUUUUAAUGAAAUCAACUCAUACGUUUCUAGUACUGUGUGCGUUAAGGUUUAUGAGAAAGAUUGUAGCCUUGAAAGACGAAUUUUACAAUAGAUACAUCAUCAAGGGAAACUUAUUUGCGCCUGUAUUCGAUGCAUUUGUAAGGAAUAAUGGUAGAUAUAAUCUAUUAGAUUCAGCUAUUCUUGAAAUGUUUGAGUUCAUUAAAUUGGAGGAUAUUAAAUCCUUAUGUUCGCACGUUGUCGAGAAUUUCUCGAAAGAGCUGGAAGCAAUUGAUUAUGUACAAACGUUUAAAGCUCUGAAACUAAGGUACGAGCAGCAGCAGGACAAGUUAAAAGAUCGAGACAGGGCAGCUCUUGACAGUGUUCCAUCCAUAUUGAGAAAUAGUCGCUACAGAAGGGACCAGAGACAGUUAGACGAAGAAGAGGAAAUGUGGUUCAACGAAGAGGAAGACUUUGAUGAGGGUGAGGCGGUCGUACCCGCAGCAGCAGCAGAUCUUGUGCCUCCGGCUUCUGCUAAGAAACAAUCGUCAACUUCAAAUUCUGCACUUAAUCCUGCUCUUGCAGAUUCGAAAAGCCAUCAUCAGCAGCAGCAACAACAGCAGUCUGUAUUGAACAACAAUACUGCUAACAAUAACGUUACCUCCCAGCAAUCACAAAUCAAUAACAGUACAACGGCAACGAAUGAAUCUCCGAUCACCUCGGAAAUCAAUCCAAAUUCGGCUAUUGGCACGGUGGAGAAAACUGGUACUGCAUUAUUUAAAAAGGGUUUAGUCGAUUACGAGGGGGAUUCAGACGAAGAGGAUGAGGACACGGAGGUGACACCUUCUCCGAAACGACAAAGAUUGUCAUAGUAGGCAAACCAGAAAAGAACAGGGAAUUUGUGAUUAUUGAAUCGUUACUACCAUUUCUGGCCCUCCUACAUGCACAAAGGACUCGAUCUGGAGAUCGUACAAUCAAACUUUUUUUUGUUUAACAGAAAGGAGAGCCGUUCUUCUUAAGUGAGUGGGACACCCAGGAAAGUUAUGGACGUGUUUAUAUAAAUGAAGUGGUGGAAAGAAAAAUUGACGUACCUCUUUGUGUUGGGUUGUGUAUAUUACAAAUGUAGGGCAUCGAUAUCGAACCUCGCAGGUGGGUGAAAGGGUCUAAGAAAUGGGACGUAUGUAAUUGGAAAAAAAAAGCAAAAAAAAACGAAUGAUGAACCAACGCGAUACAAAGGAAGAGAGAACUUUCUUUACGGAGAACAUACGAAGGUAAAAAACUUGUGGCAUAAUACUGUGUGACCACAUAAGUGUUAACAGUAAAAAAAAAAGAUUUUAAAAAAUCAAAUAGUCCAUUCCGCGUUGUCUGGAAAACACCCCAUUGUACUAGGAGAAAUUAUUUCAUGAUUAUAGGCUAAGAAACUCUAGCCAGGCCUAGUGGUUCUUACGAGUACAGAGAGUUCUAAGCGUGUGCUUAGUAUCGUGUAAUAAUUCAAGAAGUUGUGACUGUAUGUCAUAUAUGCAUCUAUUAAGGAAAAGAAACUUACUAUGUAAAAACAACAGAAAAUUCACAUGUAAAAGUACAUGAUGUACCGCACAAAAAACAACUGAGUGUUUUGUUUCGCCAUCCAUCAGUUUCUUAUACGUGUGAUGGGCAAUUGAAGGAGACCUGUCCUUGAUAAAAGUGGGUCAGACAUCAUGAAACUUUUUCCAAUUUAAAACAGAAGUAGUAUUUAGUUUGUAUAUAUAUGUAUAUUUGUAACGAUUGUAAAACAACCAUUCGUGGGUUAAGCAGAGAAUAAUGCGAUUCCUUUACUACAUUCAGUUCCCUUUUAAGGUUCUUUGAACGAGCUUUUCGGUUGUCAAUGUAAGUAGUAGAAAUUGUACAAUAAACAUUUGAUUUGUGUAUA